GGUAAAGAGGCAGCCGCCAAUCGCCCUUUAAUUACAGCGGAGAGCGGACUGCUGUCUCACUCCGGCGACCGGCUCUGCUUUUGUUCCCAUAACUCCGCCUCCUCGUCUACUCGCAGCUAGCAAUGGCGACCCAGGUUUACCACCGCAAAAGGAAACCAAUUACCUCCACCUCCUCUCCGUUCAGCAAACUUGAUGUCGAUCUCCUCUUGGAAGUGCUUAUUCGGCUCCCGGACCCUAGAUCCGCCGUCCGAUGCAAACCCGUCUGCAAGUUGUGGAACUCCCUAAUCCCCGCUCCCUACUUCGUCCCCCGAUUCCUUUCCCGCCACCCCAUAUCCGUCGCCGGCGAACCCAAACCCCCUCCUCUGACUCCCUCCGAGCUCCGUGAAUUGAUCCUGAGCUUCCUCCCCUUGCCUAGCCACAUCGAAUCCAAGUUCGCCGUCCUCGAUUCAGCCAAGGACUUGCUCUUACUCGGUUUCCCUCAGGGGAAAAUCGGCGACCAAUUGCACACAACGUACCUGGUCUGCAAUCCGUUCACCAAGCAAUGGGUCGCCCUCCCUUUAGCGCCUAAAGAGUCGGCGCGUUGUAGCUCGAUUGUGAAAUUAGUGUGUCAGCCCUGCAGUAACCCCCCUGCUCCAGAUUUUGUCCGCGAUGGUGAAGCUCUGUUCCCCUGUCAUUUUGGGUACCGUCGAUUCCGGGUGGUACGAAUGUACAAAUUGUGGAAAUCAGCUGAUACAAUGCCAGUAGAGGUGUUCUGUUCCAGAUCUGGCAGAUGGACGAAAUUGGUUCUCCCUGUUCACGAGGAUUUAAGGUGCUGUAUAGAUCACGGCCGUAAACGGGUGCUCUCGCUCAAUGACAAAUUGUACUGGUUGAAUAGCCGGGGCAGAGUUGCUAAGUUGGAUCCUUUCUGCCUAGACCAUACCACUCUUCCAACAUUAAUACAUUGCCCUGAUCCAACUUACCAGUCCGACUAUCAUUGGGAUGACUACUACGGCCCUUGGGCCUCAAACGGCUGUGUGCACGUAAUUCACCGCCAAAGCAGAUGGUUUGACUGGCAGCGUUUGAGUGUUUGGAGGGUGGAGCAACAUAAAGGAAGAACGGAUUGGAAGAGACUACAUGAAGUCGUAUGUGUGGAGAAUUUAAGGUGCAUCGGAGCGAGUUGCGAGACGGAGGCCUUGGGAUGGCGGCUUGAUGGAGUAAUCGGUUUGCAUCCGGAGAGAUCCGAAAUUGUGUUUAUGCGGUGCUGUCAUCCUCGUAGUAAAUCGUUUGCUAAUUUGUCCUGUGAUUUUGAGAAGAUGGAGUUGGAGUUCCUCGGUUAUCAGGAUAAAAAGUCGGAGGGUUCUGCUUAUCAUCAAGACGAGGAACUGCUGCAACAACCUAAAGUCAUUUUCUGGCCUAGCACAAUUCCAGACUACGAGCGGUUACGAAGUGCCUACAACGGAAGUUAUGAUUGUUGGCUUCCACCAAGUAAUUGAGCAACCUAUGAAUAUCUUUCUAGUACAUUGAUGCUCUUUUGAUCUCUAUUAAGCCUUUUAAAAUUGUGGGUUUUAUUAUGUUUGCUCGAGGGGUAUGAAAUUUUUUUUUUCUAUAUGAUGUGCAUUUUCUCCUUUCUUUUUUGACCAGGAUGUAAUUGAAUGG
This is a messenger RNA of Linum trigynum, 1635 nucleotides long. NCBI's taxonomy places the organism in Eukaryota, Viridiplantae, Streptophyta, Magnoliopsida, Malpighiales, Linaceae. The record is from the annotation of a GenBank genome assembly.